CCGGAUCCGGGCGCGCGCGCUUCCGCGCCGGCAGCGCCGAUGGCGGCUGCGGCUAGCGGUCCCGCGCACGGGGCAGUCGCCGGAAUGGAGGCCACAACCUUGCAGAAGCUCGCGCUGAGGCGGAAGAAGGUGCUGAGCGCCGAGGAAACGGAGCUGUACGAGCUGGCCCAGGCUGCGGGCGCUGCUGUCGACCCUGACGUGUUCAAGAUCCUGGUGGACCUGCUGAAUCUGAACGUGGCCCCCCUCGCCGUCUUCCAGAUGCUCAAGUCCAUGUGUGCUGGGCAGAGGCUAGCGAGCGACCCCCAAGACCCUGCAGCCAUAUCUCUGUCCACCUCCAGCAUGCCAGAGACCCGAGAGGCCUACUUUCUCUCUGCCAGGAACUGUAGUCCCCCUGCAAGGCCCUCCUAUUCCUCUGCCAUGCGGCCUGCAGCCUCUCCAGUUCUGCUCCACUGUCCAGCUGCCAAGCACUCGCCUCUUUCUCCAGGGGCCCCUGCUUCCCUCCGGUUCUCUUGCUGCCUGUUCUCUCCUUUCACAGGCAGAAACAAAGGCGGCCCUGCUCUUGGCACACCCACCUUGGGAGAACGCAACAGCAGGGAAGGAUCCAGCCAGCGGAUGCCUCGUCAACCCAGUGCCACCAGGCUACCCAAGGGGGGUGGGCCUGGGAAGAGCGCCUCUCGAGGGGGCACAUAGGACUGGAGCAGAGCCUGCAGGCCACAAGCCUGUGGGCAUGUCUUUCCAUUACAUUUCUGAAAGGCUGAAUUUGUUCGUUAGAUAUUCUCUAUCACUUUUGGCCAUAUUAAAGCACAAAGACUUAGAAUCAA
Molecule: messenger RNA, 821 nt
Organism: Perognathus longimembris pacificus (Pacific pocket mouse)
Lineage: Eukaryota; Metazoa; Chordata; Mammalia; Rodentia; Heteromyidae
Product: mitotic-spindle organizing protein 2B-like
Exons: 4
Coding region: 40-690 (216 amino acids)
Cellular component (GO): spindle; centrosome
Source: RefSeq, a predicted model, not a curated record